GCCUUCAAAUUAACAACGAAGAUUUUGUUGCGCCUAAAUUAAAACAUAAACGUGUUUGAAUACUCUGUGUAGAUUCAGAAAAAUAUAUAUAAAUUACAUUAAUAACAUUACUACAUUAAUAAAAUUGUGAUUUUUAAAAAUUAUUAAAAAAAUGUUAGAAACUGAAGUCAUGCAACAGCGCAACUUGAAUACGCUCAGCAUUAAUGUGGACGAUUUUGAUCCCUACGUUUGCUCUCUGAGUUCUCAAAUGAAAAUAGUAGCCAAAGAAGAAUUACAUGAAGAUGACAAUAUACGUAAGCAGGCUUUAGCUCAAUUUCGUGAAUGGAUUUCAAAGCACCCUCACAUUAAGAAAUGCCGCACCGAUGCCGUCUUUUUGUUGCGCUUCCUACGCACCAAAAAAUUUUCUGUGCCAGCUGCUUGCGAAAUGUUGGAGCGUUACCUCACUAUACGUCAACUUUUUCCUCAAUGGUUCUCUAAGCUGGAUAUUGAAGAUCCUGCAAUCAAUGAAAUCUUUGAGAACGGUUAUUUGGUGCCAUUGCCCGAACGUGAUGAGUUAGGUCGGCAAAUUAUUUUUUCUGUUGCCGGUAAAUUCGAUCCAUACAAGUAUACAUCAGCUCAAAUGACACGUGUUCAUUCUUUGAUUUGCGAAGCUUUGUUGGAUGAUGAAGACUCACAAGUCGCCGGCUAUGUUUAUGUUAAUGAUGAAAGUGGCAUGAAUAUGGGUUUUGUGAGCUUAUGGUCCAUAACUGACUUACGCAGUAUUGUGAAAUGUAUACAGAAUUCCACACCAAUGCGUCAUAAGGAGACACAUUUCCUUAACAUACCACACUACGCUAAUCGAAUUAUUGAAUUAGGGGUUUCAAUGCUUAGCGAUAAAUUAAAAAAACGAAUUAUUGUGCACAAAUCUAUUGAUGCACUGAAAACUAAAAUCAAUCCUGGUAUUUUGCCAAAAGAAUAUGGAGGUACAGUACCUAUGGCAGACAUGAUUAAAGAUUUUAAGGCUAAACUAUUGCAAAGACGUAACGCCAUUCUAGCACUGGACGAUAUGUAUAUAGAAGUUACCAAGGAAGCAUCAAACUUUGCCGGUAAUGAUAUUGGUGAUAUAGAUUCUGGAGUAGUGGGCAGCUUCAGAAAAUUAGAAGUAGACUAAAGUAUGAAUUAUUCACUAGA
This is a messenger RNA of Teleopsis dalmanni, 1170 nucleotides long. RefSeq names its product clavesin-1. The record is from RefSeq and is a predicted model, not a curated record. Bases 152 to 1150 code for a protein of 332 amino acids. Gene Ontology annotation, molecular function: phosphatidylinositol bisphosphate binding. Gene Ontology annotation, cellular component: membrane. The transcript has 5 exons. Lineage: Eukaryota; Metazoa; Arthropoda; Insecta; Diptera; Diopsidae.